This is a messenger RNA of Entrophospora candida, 2262 nucleotides long. The record is from the annotation of a GenBank genome assembly. NCBI's taxonomy places the organism in Eukaryota, Fungi, Glomeromycota, Glomeromycetes, Entrophosporales, Entrophosporaceae.
AUGAAACAAGAAUUAAGACAAAUGGUUGGUGAAAGGUACCGUGAUUUAAUUGAUGCGGCUGAUAGUAUCGUAAACAUGCGUCAUUGUGCCAUAUCAAUUCAACAAGAAUUAAUAAAUAUGCAAGAUUCUUGUGAUGUCGACACUUUAAAAAGAUCUGUUAGAUCCCAGAUUGAUGAGGGUAAAAAAGGAAUUAAAGAUGGAAAAAAGCAUUAUCAUUAUACUGCAGCUGCACAAAUAAAGCUACUCGUGGAUGUACCUGAGCAAAUUUGGCGUUCACUGGAAAAUCACAAAUAUUUAAAUGCUAGCCGUUUAUAUCUUAUUGCCAGAUUAGUUUAUAAAAAUCUUCAAGUUCAAAAUGAUGAUGUUCCUUUUAAUAUUUCGGUAACAUUUCCUGUGGUUCAACGCCAAUGGGAUGCAGUCAGUCAUUUUAAAUCACAAAUUCUUCAAAAAGCAACACAAUAUCUAAAAGCCAUAAAUCAAACUGAACAGAGUUUAGCGGAGACUUUAUGUGCAAUUAUGUUGUUGGACGAUAUAACAAAAAAAGAUGUAUUUCAUAUGUUUCUUGAUAGAAGAACUUUUGUUUUAAUGGAAAUACUUGAAAAUUCGUCUACAAAAAAUUUAAAAGUAUUAGUGCAACAAUUCAAAGAGAUGAUUAAUGUAAUUAAAAACACUGUAUAUUCUAUUGGAAUGGUUUUUAUUCAAAACAAUUACGAUGAUAAAUCAUUAUUUGAAUCUUAUCUUGAACAAUUACAAAAAGGCUUUACAAUUUAUAAUGAAUCCACUACUAUUCAAUCACCAGUUUCUAUGGUUUCGCCUAGAGAUUCUAAAAUGUCUCUUACGAGACUAUAUUCUCCAUCAACCAACAUUCAUCUUUUAUUGCGUUACCUUCCUGAAUCGAUUCAAACUUUUACUCCAUCUUUGCUUCUAACUGGACAAAAAGGUCAAUUCUCACAAGAUGAUAUUAAGAAUAAGAUAAAUAUUUGGUUGGAUCAUAUAAUAGAAAAUUUUCAAUAUAAACUUAUUUUUAUUUUGGAUAAUGUUUCAAGUGCCAAAGAAUUAAACGAAUUACGAAAUCAUAUUUGGGGAUUAUUAAAAGAUGAUGAAAUUACUAAAUUAGAUAAUCAAUCGUCAACUAAAAAAACUCACAGUAGUAGAGCUCAUAGAACAAGUCUAGGGUUUGUGUUAAAUCUCCAAAAAAUAAAUCGUUCUUGGAAUAUUGUAACGUAUCCCUUAACUAGUACAUCAUCUUUAAUAUCAUUUAAAAAAUUACAAAGUUUUAACAAUAGAUUUCAAAAUAUAAUACAAACCUCUUUUUUGGAACUUUCUGAACAACCAGAAAAGUUAUUAAAAGAUAAAUUGCCGUAUUUAGAUAAUUCAGAUAAUGAAGAUUGUCAUUUAGGAAAUUUUAUUUGGACCAAAGUUCCCACAUUACUUAAACAGGAAAUCAACCAAAACACCGCAACAAAAUUCAAAAAUUAUAUAGAACGUUUUGCAUCUGGUCAAACUAGUUAUGUUAAUGAUGCUAAAAUAGCAUUUGACAAAAUAUUAAAAAAUAUCCGAGAGGAUUUAGAGCCAGUUUUCUUACUUUUGAAAAAAAAUCAGCUUGAUUUAUUUUCAGAGGAUUAUAAUGAAAAGAACCUGUUUCAUUCUUUAAGAUUACCAUCACAGCCAUCUACAGAUUUAAUGAAUUGUUUAUUUAAUGUUUGUCAAGAUUUAUAUAAAGUUGGUAGUUCAACUUUACAUGAAGACAUAAUUAAGGAACUUUUUACGAAUUUGUCCAUAAAGAUCUUUCAUCAAUAUAAAUCAUUUAUAGUAAAUUCAGAAAGCUUUUCAAAUCUAUCUGAAAAAGGAGCAAUUCAAUUAUUGUAUGAUGUAAAAUUUUUGAUUAAAGUAUUUGAAGGAUGUUGGGCCCUUGUUCAACAAGAAAGCGAAGAUGAUGAAAAUAUUAAUUAUAAUAAACUAUUUAAAGAAAAAGAAGAAAUUGUUGGCUAUAUCUUAAAAAAUAUCAAACAAAAGAUUGAUCCAAUUGAUUUAGCAAUAUUUGAAUCUUACCUGAAUAAGAAUAUUGAAAGACAUUAUACAAGAAGUUCAAUCAUGCUGGGAUUAUUAUUUCAACUCAAUCCUAAAGUUACAGACAUGCGACGCAAAGGCGUAUCAUUACAAGAUUUUCAUAAUAUUUUACCAAUCGCACCACAAUGUUCAAGAUUUACCUUAUUACCAAUUAGUCAUAAAACAAGUCACAAAAAAUAUAAUCAAUUAUAA